Molecule: messenger RNA, 945 nt
Organism: Acyrthosiphon pisum (pea aphid)
Lineage: Eukaryota; Metazoa; Arthropoda; Insecta; Hemiptera; Aphididae
Source: RefSeq, a predicted model, not a curated record
UGGAUUGGUGUGAUACUUCUGAUAAAAUGCCUUAUGCUGUUAAAUCCAUUUUACGAAGACCAUUACUAUUACUCACGUUCAGAACAAAUAGUACACGAUUUUAUCAAAUUCAUUUUUUUGUUUUUAAUAUCUGUGUUCCUUAACGUCAAUUAUUACCUGAAGGAAUCAACAUACGACCAUAAAGUCCAUAAAAUAUAUCAGUGGCUAGCGGUCAAUACGAUAUUUCUGUCGUAUUUCAUACUGGCUAUUACUUAUAUCACGAUCAACUAUAACUAUCCUGCCAUACUUUAUUAUUUAGUACCUAUAUGCAUCAUCCACCUGUGCCAGAUCUAUGUGGUGAAAAGUUUUUACGACGACGAACUUCUCGCAGCGAGGAGGUUGUUGCCCCCGUUAUCAUCGGCUGUCGCAGGCCAAAGCCAGGAGGCUGUCGUAAAUCAAAACUUGUCCCAAAAUUCCGUGAAUGUUACACUCAGGCCACCUGCAACAAACUCGGUUUACCCAGUCCAGAGCGCACCACCACUACAGGAAGCCGGAUUACAACACAGAAGCAAUGGUGCAGCGUUUCCGGUUCCAUUGGCGUCCCAUGUUUAUCCCCAACUGCACCAUAAUCACCCCCGACACAAUGACACCGAACCGCACUUUCAGACUUCGGUGUCAUAUCAGCCUGGACUCUCUUCUGUAGAGGUACAGCACCCUCAAGAAUAUAAUAACCCUCCAGCGUAUUCAUCACCUUACGAACAACAAGCAGAAAUUCACUCCGUGAGACAGAUUUAAAUGGUCUAUACAUAAUAUAUGUAUCAUGUAUGAAAUAUUAUGUCUUACGUAUUCGAUGAUGAAUACUUUUCCAAUAUCACAUAAUAUUAUACUACGAGAUCGUGUAAUAUCAUAUUAUUAUGUGUAAUGUGUUCUUUUGAAAAUACUAAUCAUUUGAGACUGUACCGUUUA